Molecule: messenger RNA, 3480 nt
Organism: Nomia melanderi (Alkali bee)
Lineage: Eukaryota; Metazoa; Arthropoda; Insecta; Hymenoptera; Halictidae
Product: Coiled-coil domain containing protein 114
Source: RefSeq, a predicted model, not a curated record
UGUUUAUCUCGAAGCUAGAGCAAUCCCUUUCAAGAAUUGGCGUCCUUCGAUCCGCAGAGUCGGGAAAGGUAUCGAUUAUGCGGCACAGACGUCCGAGCACGCGACACUCGAGUCCUCGUACUUGGAAGCGAUAACGUUCCCUUAUCUGCUGGCAGCGUGGACAGUUCACCUGCGCGACGCGUUUCGUACACAACGGUGACUCGAACGCUCGCUCGCGGAAUGUUACGGAAUAACGAAGUGAUCGAUAAUCGACUCGUGACUCACGGCGCUCACCUUCGAACGUUGUCAAUAAAUCGCGAGACGCGAGCGACGAUUUAGCAUUUUCUGUCUAUCAUCGGUUGAACGUGUUCGUAUGAGUUCUACAACGUACUCAUCGAGAAAGGUCCAUUGGAAUAGUUCGCGAAAUAAGGAUCCCCGUUACAAUACACUCCUGAGAGGGUGCUUGGCAACCGGAAGCACCAACAAGAACGACAGUGGCGCGCGUACAGCUGGUCGAGCUAUACAGGGUGGCAGAUGUCUUCCUCAAAUGUCGCCGUCGAACGUCAUCGGGGAUCGCGUCUGGAAAGUGUUUUACUCUCCACCGUGGAUCCUCGAGAUCAUCAACGUGGAAAACGAGGAAGACACGGGGAAAGGCGUCCGCGGUUUCUGCAGUGAUCAUCGGCGCCGCGCGUGUAACUUUCCACGAAUGUUAAAUAAAUAGUGAGUCACAAUAACCUUUCUCCGUAGCAUCAAUCAAUAAAAACAACCUUACGCGACAAGUCGUAUGUAACCGGGGAUAAUUUAUAACUACUGACGGCUCGAUAAAUAAAUUUCUAAAUAUACCCUCGUCGUGCACCACGGAUUUGAAGUUUCGUCGAGGAAGUAAAGUUUCGCAAAGUAGACGAUCGAGUCGUUCUAUUGCGUAACGGAAUGAGUAACUGAUUAUUCAUUGCGAACGUUUUUGCAAGAUCGCCGUUAACGAAAGCAGUAGCCAACGAUGGCGUACAGAACACAACAAACGCCGGACGAGCAUGAGCUCGAGACUUUGGCGAUGGCUGAACUGUCAAGGCUAAAGAGACAGUACAGGAUAAUGGAGAAUGACCGGGCAACCUGUGCAGAGGAUGCUAGGCUGCAGCUUCGCAGCCAGAUGAACAUGAUCAAUCAUUUGGAGGGCGAAAAGGCGGAGCUCGUGCUUCGUAUCAAGACUGCGAACUCGAAAACGUUCCUACGCGAGGAUCAGAAGAUGGAAGGGAAGCUGAAGUGCCUUUUAAAACUCCAGGCGAGCUACACUGAUAUGAUAAAAACUGAGCAAGAAGAAACAGCGGAGCUCGAUAAACAAAUCGACAAGCUUACGAAAGAAGUGACGAGCUUGAAAAUGAAGGUUCGAACGGACGCACAGCUGAGAGACAUUGCUGAAAAACAACAAAAGACGAUCACGAUGUUGGAGAAUCGCUUGGACGUAACUACGAAGAGAUUCAACGUUAUAAUCGCUAAAAAUGCAGAGAUACGGAACGAGAUUGAAGCGUUGCUAAAGGAGAGAUCGCAGUUUACGGCGCUCUGGAAGAAAUCGAUUAAUCACUUAAACACUAGGAAACAAAUAAUCAAUGAUUUAAUCGAGCAAGCUACCAUCGCGUUUAAUCAGAGGGACGAGGAGUUGAACACGAUUCAAGCUCUUCGCGAGAGGGGAAUGAGAGAUUUGAAGACCCACGUCUCGGAGAUGUGCGAGCUUCAAAGAACGCUGGACAAUGAGAUGAAACUGCAGGAGUUCCUCGGUGUAAAGGGGCAGCAUCGUGAAAUGGUGGAUCUAAAUGCCAAACGUGCAGCUGAGAAGAAGGCGAAGAUGGAAGAGAAACAAAGCAUGAUCGCGAAUUACAAACAAAUUCUGCAGACGAUCAAAGAAUUCACUGGCGAACAAGAAAUCGACAAGCUAACGGCACACUUCAUCAAGCAAGAAGAGGAAAACUUCGCUUUAUUCAGUUACGUGAACGAAUUGAACGACGAGCUGGAAAGUCUGCAGGCGAGAAUGGUCCAGCUAACGGCGGCGAUACAGGAGGCAAAUAUGUUGAACGAGAACCAAAGCAAGGAGCAGACCGAAACACUGGAAAAACUGAAGAAAGAGCUCGAAGACGAGACAGCUCUCGCCGACGCGGCUGAGGAAAGAGUGACACAGUGCGACGACAUAUUGGAGAAACUAUUGAAAGGGAUCGAUUCCUUGUUCAAAGCGAUACGGUGCGACAAUUCACCGAUUUUAGAACUGCUGGGCGACAACGAUCAGAUAAUGAUGAGUAACGUGAUGCUGUACCUGGGAAUCAUUGAGAAACGUAUCACGCAAAUGUUCCACAAGGUCCAUUGGGUAGACAGGGCCACCAAAUCUCAGCUACUCCGUCUUGACGAAGACAAACGACCGCGAUUAAGAGUCCCCACUAUUAAACACAUUGCUCCCACUCAACCCUGCGCCUUAUGCGUUGAAAAAGAAGAAUUACAGAUCGUGUCCGAAGGCUUAGAGCAGCCAUUAACACGCGACGAAGCCACUCAAAAGUUGAAACAAAGACUCCAGGAAGACUACUCGGACCUGCUGCAUAACAUAUCUGGUUGUCACUUACCGGCAGCCAGAAAAAUCAUACAAAGGAGAUAUCAAUGAUAUAAUGAAAGGAUAUGCCAGUCAACUUCUACAUAAUCACUACAAUUUACAGAAUAAGCGAUUCCAUCCUCAACGUAAUUCCCCGCGAACUAUAAUGCAAAUAAUAAAACCAAUUUCGCGCGAAUGCUGAUGGAUUCAUCCGACGUCAAGCUGUAAUUUAUCUACAAACUGUCUUUUAAUUUAUUCUUAAAACAGUAACCGUGUAUUUGUUAGUAUAUAUUUCAUUUGCGAUAAAAGUAUGUAUUUAUGUAAAAAAAGAGCAGUUUAAAUGAGUAUUUUAAGGAUGAUCGUCCAUCUUCGCUGCUCGUUUCUUCGCGACCUUGAUGAUUCGUUUUAAUUCGAGGAUAGUGCGUUUUAUGUGCUCGAGCUGUUGCUCCGUGUCAUCUUUGCCAACAGUGAUGGGAACAUCCUUUCUCUUACAUGUCUGCUGAUACAAAUUCCAGCAGCAGGUUUUUACCUGCGUGUACUUCAAAUUCAUCUCCGUGGUGCUUGCCUUUAUCCUCGAUAGGAUCGUCUCCCAUUUCAGGGCUUUCGCCUCUGCCUUGUCGCGUCUCGCUUGUAGUUGUGCCAACUUAUUGUUCAGACCCAUGAAUUUCUGUGCCUUUGUUUCCGUCAUAUGAUACUGAAACGGGACAAGAAUUCGUCUCACUGUACAAGAAGCGACAAAUAAACUUUAUAGAAUUUUACUUCAAUAUAAAAGAAAAACGUUUACUAUUUCUGUCCCCGUCUCCUCUAACGCUUGAAGAUUCUUAUCUUGAUGCACGGACAAGAUCGACCUGGCCUCGAUCAAAGUUUCGUAACGAUUGAAUAUCUCAGAGAUCGAGUGAAACUCUCCUGUCUCGUUAAUCACUCUCUCUAAA